Messenger RNA from Lasiosphaeria miniovina, 1674 nucleotides. RefSeq lists its product as uncharacterized. Gene Ontology annotation, molecular function: nucleic acid binding. The record is from RefSeq and is a predicted model, not a curated record. NCBI's taxonomy places the organism in Eukaryota, Fungi, Ascomycota, Sordariomycetes, Sordariales, Lasiosphaeriaceae. The coding region runs from base 1 to 1314 and encodes 437 amino acids. The transcript is spliced from 4 exons.
AUGCGCGGCACUCAGCGGCGACGGACUGCGUCCAUUCCCGACGUGCCUGCGCAUAUCAUGGUCCUGCGCUCGCGCGAGCUCAACAACCUGACCUCUGGCCCUAACUACAUGCCGAUCGCAUCUCAGGCCCUCAGCCCCGAGUACUUCCCUUUCAUUGAGAGCUUCUCCUUGGCUUACGUUCCCGAGUACGGCGUGGUCAAGAUUCGGAACAUUCCGUUUGGCGCAAACCGCCAGGAGAUGAUCGCAUGCCUUGGCCGCAACUCCAAGAUCCUCAGCGACACUAUGGAGCCGGUUCACAUAAUAGUGGACCGCGUGAACGGUAAGACACUCGACGUCUACGUGGAGUUCCUGACGCUCAAGGACGCGCUCAACGCGGCUACGCGCCACCACGAUGCCGUCAAGCGUGGGCAUUACACCCGUCUCCGCAACCGCCCCGUCGUCCUCGAGGUCUCAACCCAGGCGGCACUUAUGGAGAGCCUCUUCCCGUAUGCACGCAGUGUCAAAUGGGAGGGCGCACGGCCGGAGAUCCAGGACAACCCCAGCAAGGGAGCAAACGGAACCAAGGAUAUGAGCUUCCAGGGCUUUGUGACCGAAGAGGAGAUGAUUAUGCUUGUGAAGCAUGCUGAGAUCCCCGGCCGUGUAGGUCUAUUGUUUUUUACCAUGUUCUACUACGCCUUCGUCCCCUUCUCCAAGGACAGCCCUCAGCGCAUCUACGAGUGCAUGAUCUCUACGCUCAAGAAGAUGCCUUGGUACAUGACCGACCAUAUCACCAUUCGCCAGCGCCACUCCAUUUACGACGCCACCUACACCCUCAUCGAGAUCCUGCAGAACAGCAUCCGGUCCCUCGUCAACGUGGACCUCCUGACCCCGCAGCUGCUGCGACGCCUGGUCACCGCGGCAAUGCUCUGCCCCGGCUUCUCGGUGACCCAGAAGGACUGCAUCGCCGCGCUAGCCAUACUCGACGCUCCCACGAGCAAGUCAUUCAACCAGCCCGAACAUGCCGACCAGUGGAACCAUCUGCUCACGCUGUGCCCACGCCUAAACAUCCCGACCGACCUGCUUGACUGGUACAUCGCCAUCAUCCGCGAGGAGACCAUCAUGCACGCCCAAGAGCAGGCUGACCACUCGCGUGAGAUGAGCGCCGAGCUGACGACGUUUGCGAGCGCGGCGCACGGUUACUUUGGCUUCCUGGGCCGCGAAAUCGGCAUGCCCAAGGGCCCCGCGUACGAUAGCAUGACCCUGGCUCAGGCAGCACAGCUCGAGAUCUCGGCCAUGCAGCGCGUCAUCCUCCGCGCGCUCGCCCGCCGCCAUUGAGGGGGGACUGAUUUGAGCAUUAUCUCUCGUUCACUGCUGCGCAUGGGGAGCAGUUUGACAUUCAGUGAUCGAUCGUUUGUGGAUUUGAUCUGAACAAUUUAGUGACACUGCGGCACGUGCGUCGAUGCAGGUUCGGUUCUGGGCGUAUUGCCUACCUACCUAGGAACUGACCGAGUUGGACUUUUGAUAAGUCUUCUUUUACUCUUUUUUCUUUUUAAUCCCGAUAUUGUAUCGUGACAUGACUUCUCGGUAAAUGGGGAAAAGCUGUUAUUUUGGUCGAGUUUCGACUUGACAACCGGCGACACUUUUGUUUUGACCGGGAAUCCCUGUCAAGAAAAAGGGGCGCAUCGCCAAGCACUG